UUUGAUUUUAACGACUCCACUGGAACCGGUAACACUCCCCAUGCGGAUUCAAAACUCCGCGUUCCUCCGCCAAACAAGCCACUCCCUGCCUCCAAGUCCAUCCCUCAUGUUCCUUCCGGGUACGACCCAGUUCACCCCACCCGAUCCCAUUCAUCCGCCUCAAGUUCUGCCGGUGGUACAAAUGUGAGUCAACCCAAUUCCCCACAUCCUCCAGCUUCAUCCGCGUGCUUGGCCGAGGUCAAGCGCGAGCAAGAAGCAUUGAAAGCCGAGCAGUUAGCGCAUGAUGGAGACGAUGAAGAGGAUGAGGAAGAAGAACAGGAAAACUCCGGUUAUCGUAGACGCACAUGGCGUGUACCAUCCCAAACGCGUCGAACAAAAAUAAACGAUGCAGUUAAACCAGAGCCAUCUAACACUAAUUCCACCCAACGGCUUCCAACCCCAGAACCGGCUGCAAGUGUACCGCAACCAGCUCUUGCUUCGACCCGACCUAGGCGACAGCACCCUCGUAUUGAUGGUCCUAAUCCGUACGUACUAAGCGGGUCUUCAUCGAGUAAGCGUCGAAAAAUGAAUAAUGGCUGUUAUCACUCCAAAUUGAGCAUUCAUGGGCGACGUAAUGUGUUGGAGUUGACCAAACACAAUACAGCUAAUUCGACCAAUCCCAACCCAUCCCGACCAAUUCCGUCUACUGUGAAAAUCGAUGGUGAAGGUACCAAACGACGCACGGUUGCCGAAUCCGUUGAGGUCAACACAAACGCAUUUAUAAAUAAUCGAGAAACAAGAACGUCCAAGCGCAAAUCCACUCGUUCUGCUCGUCGCUCUUCCUCUUCUCGUACGCGGCAUGACAGUUCCAGCAAACCCGCCUUGAAAUGUCGCAUUCGAGUCCCUCGCUCCUCUUUAUCCCUCACCUCUCCCUCCUCCGCUGAUCCAACUGAGUCAAAUGAGACGAGUAUAGAUGAAAACAAUAUUCGACCAACUGCAUUUCCUCCCAGUGCUAAUGAACCUCGUUCGAUCCCACCUACAUCCAACGAGACUGCUUCUCGUUCAGAAGCCACGGCUGAAACAUCUACUAAUGGUGCAGAUGACUCCAUCCUCGGAGGAGCAUCGGCUCCAUCCCAGUCCUUUGUACGACUGUCCACUGAAUCAAAAAAUACCAGUGCCAUGACGGAUAGUAGUGGUGCCAGUGCGUUGGAAAUUUCCCACUAA
This is a messenger RNA of Echinostoma caproni, 1203 nucleotides long. The record is from the annotation of a GenBank genome assembly. NCBI's taxonomy places the organism in Eukaryota, Metazoa, Platyhelminthes, Trematoda, Plagiorchiida, Echinostomatidae.